This is a messenger RNA of Medicago truncatula (barrel medic), 736 nucleotides long. The record is from RefSeq and is a predicted model, not a curated record. Lineage: Eukaryota; Viridiplantae; Streptophyta; Magnoliopsida; Fabales; Fabaceae.
AAAGAAACAUCAACGGCUCAGAUUUUACCAAGCCAACACAAUUUUUCUGAAUAAUAAAAAAAGGGAACGCAAGCAAAAGUAGCUUCUGACAAACGUCGUCGUCGUCGCAAGCAAAAAUUCCUCUUCCUCCAUCUUGAAGCUGCAAAUUGUUUAGUUAUUAGAAGAUGCAAAACAGUGAGGAACAAAAGUAUAGAGCCAGAAGAUUAGAGAUUACAGACAAGAAAAAAGGUUUCAUAGAAUUACUGCAGCAGCUUAGCGUUUGUGAUUCAGUCUCUGAUAAGGAAUUUGAGGAUAGAUUUCGUGAAAUUGAUUCACUUGGAGAUGAUCAUGUUAUAUGUGUUAUUGAAGAUGAGAUUACUGGAAAGACUAUUGCAACGGGGAGUGUGUUUAUUGAGAAGAAAUUUUUGAGAAAUUGUGGUAAAGUUGGACAUAUAGAAGAUGUUGUUGUGGAUUCAAGUGCUCGUGGGAAACAAUUGGGGAAGAAAGUAAUUAACUUUCUUACCGAUCAUGCUCGUUCGGUUGGGUGUUAUAAGGUGAUUCUCGAUUGCAGUGUCGAGAAUAAGGUUUUCUAUGAGAAAUGUGGUUUCAAGGAGAAAGAAGUUGAGAUGGCUAUGUAUUUUGUUUGAUUAAUCUUUUCUUCUUUUCAUUAUUCUAAAUUUCUUAUGUGAUGAUUCCAGUCAUAUUGAACAUGUAUUUUGACAUUCAAUUCAAUUACUUACGUUUUCUCAAAUUAUCA